Molecule: messenger RNA, 1921 nt
Organism: Orussus abietinus
Lineage: Eukaryota; Metazoa; Arthropoda; Insecta; Hymenoptera; Orussidae
Gene: TrpRS
Product: tryptophan--tRNA ligase, cytoplasmic
Exons: 3
Coding region: 395-1624 (409 amino acids)
Biological process (GO): tryptophanyl-tRNA aminoacylation
Cellular component (GO): cytoplasm
Molecular function (GO): tryptophan-tRNA ligase activity; ATP binding
Source: RefSeq, a predicted model, not a curated record
ACGCUUAAUGGGGCCAGAGAAUCCGAAUAUCUAAUUUCAUCAUUCGGUCAGGAAAGGUGUUAUUCUUUCAUUAUAUUUUCUUCUUACUAAUGUUUUAUCAUGUAGAUCGAUUUUAAUAUGGCGUUUAGUGGCCAGAGGUUUAACUACUGAUUGAACAUUAUUAUUUUGAAAAUGGUAUGUGUCAAAUUCUCGAAACAAAAAAAAAUAUCGAUGUCAGGCACAUAGCCGGUCGCGUGCGCAGAAGGUGAGAGGCCUCAGGUGACGACAUAACCUCCAUUUCAAGCGUUUCGAGCAGGCGGCCUUGACGUGUCAUUCACAUAUGACACGAUCGAGUCGCGUAACGAUUCGUUCUAUUGCAACGAUUGGUGCUCCUUAAUUUUUCCCACGGUGAAAUAUGACUGAAGAGGAACUUAAAAUUCAAAAUCUUUCUCUCAACGGCUCCGCGAGCGGCGAAGACGUUGUGACUCCAUGGAGUGUUGAAAGCAAAAAUGACACUGGUAUCGACUAUGACAAGCUUAUUCAAAGAUUUGGUAGUUCAAAAAUUGAUAAGGAACUCCUGGAUCGUUUUGAGAGGAUCACAUGCAAGAAGCCUCACCACUUUCUCAGAAGAGGAAUAUUUUUCUCGCAUCGAGAUAUGCAUACGAUCUUGAACCUAUAUGAGCAGGGAAAAAGGUUUUACUUGUAUACGGGUAGAGGGCCCAGUUCCGAUUCUAUGCAUUUAGGUCAUCUAAUACCUUUUAUGUUUUGUAAGUGGCUGCAAGAAGUGUUCAAUGUACCUGUAGUAAUUCAAUUAACAGAUGAUGAAAAAGCUAUAUGGAAGAACCUAAAAAUCGAAGACGCUAUUAAACUGGCAUACAAUAAUGCCAAGGAUAUCAUUGCUUGUGGCUUUGAUCCAGAGAGGACUUUCAUAUUCUCUGACUUGGAACAUAUUGGAACUAAUCCUGCAUUUUACCAAAAUAUGAUUAGAAUACAAAGAGCCGUAACUUUUAAUCAAGUGAAAGGUAUAUUUGGAUUCGGUGAUAGCGAUCCAAUAGGAAAGAUCUCUUUUCCGCCAACGCAAGCUGCUCCGGCGUUAUCCAGCACUUUUCCAUUUAUUUUUAAAAAUGCAAAGGUGCACUGUCUGAUUCCAUGUGCUAUAGACCAAGAUCCCUACUUCAGAAUGACAAGAGACGUCGCUCCAAAACUAGGUUUUCCAAAACCAGCUUUAAUACAUUCUAGCUUUUUCCCAGCAAUGCAAGGUUCAAAAACAAAAAUGUCUGCUAGUGACAGUAAUACAGCAAUAUUCCUAACAGACACUGCUAAACAAAUAAAAAAUAAAGUCAAUAAACAUGCAUUUUCUGGUGGACAAGCUACCGUAGAAGAACACCGACAGUUAGGAGGAAACUGUGAUGUUGACAUAGCCUACCAGUGGCUUAGAUUUUUCUUGGAAGAUGAUGAAAAGUUAGAACAAUUAAGAAAAGGUUACACCAGUGGAGAAAUUCUCACAGGUGAGCUUAAAAAAGAAUUGAUAAAUAUCCUGCAGCCGCUAGUUGCUACGCAUCAAGAAAACAGAAGCAAAAUUACAGAUGAUAUGCUUAACGCAUUCAUGUUACCUCGAGAUCUUGGCUUUGUGACGAACAAAUGAAACUUGGGUAUAGAUUGGCUGUGAGAAGUUUUGUAAAACUCGAUUUUUUUUUUCAUUUUACAUUUUUAUUUAUUACUGAUUCUUAUAAAUAAAUAUGGCCUUAAUACAAGCUAUUUAUUUAACUAUAUAUUUGUAAAAGGUUAAGAUACAUCAUUUCUGCAGCUGCUUAUACAUCACGGAAUGACAUUUUUUUUUCCAAUUACGUCACUGGUACUAACAAUAUGUUGUAAUAUUGACAAUGUACAUUAUAAGCGCUUAAACCUCAACAUGAAAUAAAAUUUAUACUUAUCAUUAAAA